Molecule: messenger RNA, 1269 nt
Organism: Aspergillus wentii DTO 134E9
Lineage: Eukaryota; Fungi; Ascomycota; Eurotiomycetes; Eurotiales; Aspergillaceae
Product: BAR domain protein
Exons: 5
Coding region: 1-1269 (422 amino acids)
Cellular component (GO): cytoplasm
Molecular function (GO): protein binding
Source: RefSeq, a predicted model, not a curated record
AUGCAUGUCAACAAGAAAUUCGGUCGCUUCAAGCAAUGGGCUGGAGAGCGAAUGGGUGGAGAGGUCAAGACCAGUCUUUCCGACGACUUCAAAGCCAUGGAGACUGAGAUGAAUGUGAGACAUGAUGGCGUCGAUCGCAUUCACAAAUCCAUGACAGCCUACGUCAAAUCUGUUUCCAAACGCAACGAAGGCGAUGAUAAGGAGAAAACAUUACCUAUUGCCCAUUUGGGAGGUAGUAUGGUCAGCCACGGAGAGGACUUUGAUGUGAAUUCGGAGUACGGACGGUGCAUGACCAUGUUUGGAAGAGCCGAGGAGCGACUUGCACGUGUCCAGGAAAGCUACAUUUCACAGGCGAACUCAAGCUGGCUUGAGUCACUGGAGAGAUCCUUGACUCAAAUGAAAGACUACCAGGCCUCCCGCAAGAAGCUCGAUAGCCGGCGACUUGCCUACGACACUUCGCUCUCCAAGAUGGAGAAGGCGAAGAGAGAGGAUUUUCGUGUGGAGGAAGAGCUUCGGACCCAGAAGGUCAAGUAUGAAGAGGCCAAUGAAGAUGUCUUCCGGCGCAUGCAAGAUAUCAAGGAUUCAGAGGCAGAGAAUGUUGUGGACUUGACUGCGUUCCUGGAGGCCCAGCUGAGCUAUCACGAAAGGUGCCGGGAGGUACUCCUCCAGCUCAAGAAUGAGUGGCCUGGCGGUCAAGCUACUACGCAGACGCCGAAUGGUCGUCGCUCUGGACGUGCCCGCUCCAACACUGCACACUCGUAUUACGAACGCUACGAACCACUUCAUGAGGAACCCCAGACUGAAACAGAACCUCGGCCUAUCAUCCGGUCGAGCCAACCGGUCGAAACGGGUUUCCCACGUCCAGUUUUCAACCGGACACCAACAUUUGAAGGACCUUCGCAGUUGCGACAAGAGCAACCUUCCUACCAACUGCCAUCGAGAACAAACAGCGAAAACUACAUGCCUCGCAGGGACAGCUCCCAGGUUCUGCCUAUCAGCACUCGAGUGCCUAGUACCGACUACUAUGUCAACUCUCCUGACGACAUCAGUCCACGGAGCGGCAACAGCCCUGAUAAUUCGUACCGAGGACGCUCAGUCUCUCCAGCUCCGUCUAAUGGCAGUGUGAUGUCCAGGAGGACCAGCUCUACCCAUCUUAACGGUGUUGGAGGAUUCAAGAAGGGUCCGCCGCCGCCGCCUCCUUCGCGCGCAAAGAAGCCGCCACCGCCGCCGCCGAUGAAGAGGGCUCUUCUCACUGUAGGGGAUUCGUGA